Prionailurus viverrinus (fishing cat) is the source of this 1068-nucleotide messenger RNA. It is a transcript of the gene HPD, whose product is annotated as 4-hydroxyphenylpyruvate dioxygenase. Lineage: Eukaryota; Metazoa; Chordata; Mammalia; Carnivora; Felidae. The record is from RefSeq and is a predicted model, not a curated record. Bases 4 to 1068 code for a protein of 354 amino acids. The transcript has 11 exons. Gene Ontology annotation, cellular component: Golgi membrane; endoplasmic reticulum membrane. Gene Ontology annotation, biological process: L-tyrosine catabolic process. Gene Ontology annotation, molecular function: 4-hydroxyphenylpyruvate dioxygenase activity.
AAGAUGGGCUUUGAACCUCUGGCCUACAAGGGCCUGGAAACGGGUUCCCGGGAGGUGGUCAGCCACGCGAUCAAGCAAGGCAAGAUCGUGUUUGUCUUCUCCUCCGCCCUCAACCCCUGGAACAAAGAGAUAGGCGACCACCUGGUAAAACACGGCGAUGGAGUGAAGGACAUCGCAUUUGAGGUGGAAGACUGUGACUACAUCGUGCAGAAAGCCCGGGAACGGGGCGCCAAAAUCGUGCGGGAGCCCUGGAUAGAGCAAGAUAAAUUCGGGAAGGUGAAAUUGGCUGUGCUGCAGACGUACGGGGACACGACACACACCCUGGUGGAAAAGAUGAACUAUACCGGCCGGUUCUUGCCUGGAUUCGAGGCCCCAGCAUUCGUGGACCCCCUACUUUCCAAGCUGCCCAGCUGCAGUCUGGAGAUUAUCGACCACAUUGUGGGAAACCAGCCUGAUCAGGAGAUGGAGUCUGCCUCAGACUGGUACCUGAAGAAUCUGCAGUUCCAUCGUUUCUGGUCUGUGGACGACACACAGGUGCACACAGAAUACAGCUCUCUGCGCUCAAUCGUGGUGGCCAAUUAUGAGGAGUCCAUCAAGAUGCCCAUUAAUGAGCCAGCACCGGGCAAGAAGAAGUCCCAGAUCCAGGAAUAUGUGGACUAUAAUGGGGGCCCUGGGGUCCAGCACAUUGCUCUCAAGACCCAAGACAUCAUCACAGCGAUUCGCCACUUGAGAGAGAGAGGCAUGGAGUUCUUGGGUGUUCCAUCAACAUACUACAGACAACUGCGGGAGAAGCUCAAGUCUGCCAAGAUCCGAGUGAAGGAGAACAUUGAUGUCCUGGAGGAGCUGAAAAUCCUGGUAGACUACGAUGAGAAAGGCUACCUCUUGCAGAUCUUCACCAAGCCCGUGCAGGAUCGUCCCACGCUCUUCCUGGAAGUCAUCCAGCGCCACAACCACCAGGGUUUUGGAGCCGGCAACUUCAACUCACUGUUCAAGGCUUUCGAAGAGGAGCAGAACCUGCGGGGCAACCUUACCGACUUAGAAAACAACGGGAUAGUGCCGGGCAUGUAG